Bufo gargarizans (Asiatic toad) is the source of this 1866-nucleotide messenger RNA. Its product is annotated as gastrula zinc finger protein XlCGF26.1-like. Bases 23 to 1534 code for a protein of 503 amino acids. The record is from RefSeq and is a predicted model, not a curated record. Gene Ontology annotation, biological process: regulation of transcription by RNA polymerase II. The transcript is spliced from 2 exons. Gene Ontology annotation, molecular function: DNA-binding transcription activator activity, RNA polymerase II-specific; RNA polymerase II cis-regulatory region sequence-specific DNA binding. Gene Ontology annotation, cellular component: nucleus. NCBI's taxonomy places the organism in Eukaryota, Metazoa, Chordata, Amphibia, Anura, Bufonidae.
CAAGGACCUGUACAAGGAGGCCAUGAUGGAGGAGCACCAGCCUCUAAUAUCACAAGGAAAUUCCAGUAAGAAUUCUAAGCAAAACUUCUUGUACUCUCUAAAGUAUAAAGUAGAAGAUAUCAUACAGCACUCUUCAGGAGAAAAUCUUAUUACCUUUAUUGUAUAUCCAGGACUGCACAGUACAGAUCUAUUAUAUAAUCCCUCUAAAGACAAAGAUCCUCCUCCUGACCAGUCACGGUUUGUUACUACCAGUAUAGGUCAGAAAGGGGGUGAAACGUUUCACUGUGGUGAAGAGGUCUCAAAUACCUCAAGUUUUUCUACACAUAGAAGAAAUGACACAGAGGAGAAGAUCUACUCUUGUUCAGAAUGUGAAAAGUGCUUUACAAAGAAAUCAAGUCUUGUUUCUCAUAAGGGAAUUCACACAGGAGAGAAGCCAUAUUUAUGUUCAGAAUGUGGGAAAUGUUUUAUAAAAAAAUCACAUCUUGUUAUACAUAAAAGAAUUCAUACAGGGGAGAAACCAUACUUCUGCUCAGAGUGUGGGAAGUGCUUUAUAGAUAAAUCAGCUCUUGUUAGACAUGAGAGAAUUCACACCACAGAGAAAGUGUAUUCAUGUUCAGAAUGUGGUAAAUGUUUUACUCAAAGAACACAUCUUGUUACACAUAAAAAAAAUCACACAGGGGAGAAGCCAUAUUCAUGUUCAGAAUGUGGAAAGUGCUUUACAUAUAAAUCACAUCUUGUUACACAUGAAAGAAUUCAUACAGGGGAGAAACCAUACUUCUGCUCAGAGUGUGGGAAGGGUUUUACAGAUAAAUCAGCUCUUGUUAGACAUGAGAGAAUUCACACUGGAGAGAAGCCAUAUUCAUGUUCAGAAUGUGGGAAAUGUUUUACACGAAAAUCAUAUCUUGUUACACAUGAGAGAAUUCACACUGGAGAGAAAGCAUAUUCAUGUUCAGAAUGUGGGAAAUGUUUUACUCGAAAAUCAUAUCUUGUUAUACAUGAAAGAAUUCAUACAGGGGAGAAACCAUACUACUGCUCAGAGUGUGGGAAGUGCUUUACAAAUAAAUCAUAUCUUGUUAAACAUGAGAGAAUUCACACAAGAGAGAAGCCCUAUUCAUGUUCAGAAUGUGGUAAAUGUUUUACUCGAAGAUCACAUCUUGUUACACACAAAAAAAUUCACACAGGGGAGAAACCAUAUUCAUGUUCAGAAUGUGGGAAAUGUUUUACUAUUAAACGAAGUCUUGUUCAACAUGACAGAUGUCACACAGGAGAGAAGCCUUAUUCAUGUUCUGAAUGUGGAAAAUGUUUUACAAAUAAAACACUUCUUGUUAGCCACAAAAGAAUUCACACAGGAGAGAAGCCGUAUGCUUGUUCAGAAUGUGGGAAGUGCUUUGUAGAUAAAUCAAGUCUUGUUGUACAUGAGAGAAUUCACACAGGAGAGAAACCAUAUUCAUGUUCAGAAUGUGGUAAAUGUUUUAUUACUAAAGCCAGACUAAGGAUUCAUCAGCGAAGCCACACAGGGGAGAUAUUCAUUUGAAGGUCUUUAUGUGGAAAAUGUUUUUUAAGGAAAUCAAGAAGAUGAAUUGUCCCCAUGAACCUUGCUUCUUAUCACUGUAUUCACACCUCCACCCACACUGCGGGAGAGUCCAGAGUGGCAUGGGGAAAAGUAACAACGCUCCAUGGAAUUGUUUUAUAACGUAUGUGGACAUAUUAAUAUUUCAUCUUCAUUCAAACAGUAUUUACAGAUAAAAUAAACUCUUCUAUUUGCUCCACGACAGCAUCACCAUUGUCACUGACAGACAUUGUUUUCUUGGCUCAUAUUAUAGUUUCUCCUCGCGCUGUGACCUUCAUUGCUCCUACAGACUAACC